AUGACUUCCUCUCGCAUCAGCUCGUCCCACGCCCUGGGCUGCACCAACACCCUCGGCGCAAGAAAUGUCUGCGUCUCCUCUGCUGACCUUGGUGGCCAGCCUGCGGCAGAGGUCAACGCCGACCCCCUGUGCCUCUUAGACACCCUGGCCCAUGCCAACCGACCCUGCCUCUGUAUGCCCCAGAGCUGCAACACCACCUGCCCCUUGCCAGGGACCUGCGACAUUCCUGGCACCAUUGGGGUCCGUGGGGCCUAUGGUGAGGGCUUCCUGAACAGCCACGAGAAGCUGACCAUGCAGUUCCUGAAUGACCGGCUGGCCAGCUACCUGGAGAAGGUGCGGCAGCUGGAGGAGGACAACGCGGACCUGGAGAAGCAGAUCCUGGAGAUGAGCAAACGCCACGAGUCCACCAUGCGGGACUACCAGGGCCACGUGUGCACCACCAAGGAGCUGCAGCAGAAGACCCUGUGCAUCAAGGCUGAGAACGCCGGGCUGGUCGUCCAAGUCGACAAUGCCGAGCUGGCCGUCCAUGACUUUGGGACCAAGCACGAGACUGAGCGCUCCCUGCGCCAGGUGGUGGAGGUGGACCUGUGAGGGCUGCACAAGCUGCUGGAUGACCUGAGCCUGGCCAAGGCUGACCUGGAAGCCCAGCAGGAGCCCCUGAAGGAGAAGCAGCUCUGCCUCAAGAGCAACCGUGAGCAGGAAGUGAACACCCUGAAACGCCAGCUGGGGGACAAGCUCCGCAUUGAGCUGGACGCGGUGCCCACCAUGAACCUGGGCACGGUGCUGGAGGAGACACGGUGCCCGUACAAGGCUAUGGUGGAGACCCACCGCCGUGAUGGGAAGCAAUGGUUCCAAGCCCAGUCUGAAGGCAUCAGCCUGCAGGCCACGUCCUGCUCGGAGGAGCUGCAGCGCUGCAGGGUGAACGCCCUGGAGGCAGAGCGCCAAGUGCAGCACGACCUGAAGGACCGUCUGCAGAACUCGCGGUGUGACGCCAAGGCCCACUUUGGCGCCGAGCUGGCCCAGACGCAGACCCGCAUCAGCAACGUGGAGGAGCAGCUGUCUGAGAUCCCGGCGGACCUGGAGCGGCAGAACCAGGAGUACCAGGUGCUGCUGGAUGUCCAGGCCCGGCUGGAGGGUGAGAUUGCCACAUACUGGAACCUUCGAGGUCUGCAAGCUUCCUCAGGCCUCCUGUGGGUCCUGCUCAUCACCUCGAGGCUGACAAACUCCUCAGCCAGAGGCGCCAGAAAAUAG
Phacochoerus africanus (Common warthog) is the source of this 1251-nucleotide messenger RNA. Its product is annotated as keratin, type I cuticular Ha8-like. The record is from RefSeq and is a predicted model, not a curated record. Lineage: Eukaryota; Metazoa; Chordata; Mammalia; Artiodactyla; Suidae. Gene Ontology annotation, molecular function: structural molecule activity.